CUGCAACGAGCCGAGCUGGAAGCGGACGUGGCCACUUGCAAAAGGAACACACACACACACACACACACACACACCGCAGCAACGUUGAUAAUCGUGGGGGAAGCACGGGAUGGCUGCCGACGCGCCCCCCAUCCUUUCGCUCCAGCUGGUGGAAGAACCGAGACUGCUGAAGCUGAAAAACAUGUUCAUAUCUAAAUUUAAAACAACACCAAAAUUUUAUGUCCGAGCACCAGGCCGAGUCAACUUAAUAGGUGAACAUAUAGAUUACUGUGGAUAUAGUGUACUCCCAAUGGCCAUAGAUCAAGACAUACUUAUAGCAGCUGAACCUCUAAACAGUCCAAUCCUCCAUUUGGCUAACACAGAUCCCUCAUACUCGGAUUUCAAUACAGAUGCCAAUGACAUCCAAAUAAAGCAAACAAAACCUUUAUGGCACAACUAUUUCCUCUGUGGGUUCAAAGGAAUACAGGAUCGCUUCAAUCUGAGGAAGCCGAGCGGAAUUAACUGCCUCGUGGAAGGCACGAUUCCUCCAAGUUCCGGUUUAUCGAGCUCCAGUGCUUUGGUUUGUUGUGCGGCACUCGUGACUCUCGUGGCCAACGGCAAGACUCUUUCCAAGGUGGAACUGGCUAAUCUGUGCAGCAAGAGCGAACGUUACAUUGGCACCGAAGGAGGCGGCAUGGACCAGUCCAUCUGUUUCCUGGCAGAAAAAGGAACCGCAAAACUGAUAGAAUUUAAUCCCCUGAAGGCAACCGACGUGAAGCUUCCAGGAGGAGCAGUUUUUGUGAUUGCAAACAGUUGUGUUGAAAUGAACAAGGCCGCGACUUCUCAUUUCAAUAUUAGGGUGAUGGAGUGUCGUCUGGCUACGAAGCUUUUAGCGAAAUCCAGAGGCCUAGACUGGAGAGCGGUGGCAAAACUCCAAGAUGUGCAAACCAAGCUGAAGCUCAGCUUAGAGGAAAUGCUGGCUGUGGUCGAAGAGGCGUUUCACCCUGAGCCUUACAGCCUAGAGGAAAUUGGGGGAAACCUGGGAAUUAGCCCCACGGAGCUACGCACUCAGAUCCUUAGCCAGAACACACAGGGUGUGACUAACUUUAAGUUAUACCAGCGUGCUAAGCAUGUGUACGCGGAAGCUGCCAGAGUUUUGGAAUUCAAGGACAUCUGUGUGCGGGCACCUGAUGAUGCCAUCUCAUUGUUGGGAGAUUUAAUGAACCAGAGCCAUGCUAGUUGCCGAGACUUGUACGAAUGCAGCUGCCCUGAACUAGAUCAGCUGGUGGACAUCUGUCUGCAGUUUGGAGCAGUUGGAUCACGCCUGACUGGGGCAGGAUGGGGUGGCUGCACUGUGUCAAUGGUUCCUGUGGACAAACUGGAAAGAUUCCUAGCCAAUGUGAAGGAGGCUUAUUACAGAAAUUAUGGCCAAAGGUUAGCCUUGGAAGAAAACAGCCUCUUUGCUACCAAUCCUGGCACAGGAGCUGUAAUUGUCCUUGAAGCCUGAAGGACGCCACAUUUUCGGAGGACUUUUGUAUGCAACAGUAAACAAUUCAUUUUGCUGUUUUUUAUUACAUUAUAACAAACAAUAGCAAUAGCUAUUAUUAGGAUGGGUUUCCAAACUCCCCCCCCCCCCCCCCCAAAAGCGCUAUUAAUCUUUCUAAUGUAUUUUUCUUUCUUUCUUAAAAUAUGCUUCCAACAUAAUCAUCCAAAACGUUGGUUUCUGUCUGGACUUUACAAUAUAAAACAUGAUUUGCCAAAAUAUAUUGGUCAAAAAAUAUUGAAACGAACCAGAUUGGAAUUAAAGGGGAGGGGAAAAAGUCCAAUGACUCUGUCUCAUUCUUUAUUGAUUCAAAAGUCAGGAGCCUCCUUUCAUACCAAAAGUUUAGUAUGCUUCCUUUUGGUGGGAGGAAAAAUUCCGUCAACAUUCACAGCACGUAUCUUGAUGUCAGACCUAUUUGGUUCCUGAUUCUGAUCCACAAGAGCCAUGACGCUGUAUCUUGGCAUUGGCCUAUUCAAAAGAAACACCCGGAAGGACAUUUGGGUGGGAUUUUGCAUGUUGCGAUGCUGUAACCCCCUUCCCUUCCCCCCCCACCCUCACCCCCCCCCCCCCGAGUCAUACAAAGAUAAUUAGGGGCCUGGAAGCUUAAACAUAUGAAGAAUGGUUUCAAGGAAUUAGAUAUGUCUAGUUUAAAUGAA
Messenger RNA from Notechis scutatus (mainland tiger snake), 2178 nucleotides. It is a transcript of the gene GALK2, whose product is annotated as galactokinase 2. Gene Ontology annotation, cellular component: cytosol; cytoplasm. The record is from RefSeq and is a predicted model, not a curated record. Gene Ontology annotation, biological process: carbohydrate phosphorylation; galactose metabolic process. Lineage: Eukaryota; Metazoa; Chordata; Lepidosauria; Squamata; Elapidae. Gene Ontology annotation, molecular function: ATP binding; galactokinase activity.